Messenger RNA from Striga hermonthica, 1227 nucleotides. The record is from the annotation of a GenBank genome assembly. NCBI's taxonomy places the organism in Eukaryota, Viridiplantae, Streptophyta, Magnoliopsida, Lamiales, Orobanchaceae.
AUGGGUAACUGCUGUGCGGCUCCUUCCGGUUCGUCCAAUGCCAAGAAGAAAAAGAACAAACCCAACCCGUUGUCGAUUGACUACAGCGGGGAGAAUGGAUCAGGGGGCUCGAACAAGCUGGUCGUGCUGAAAAACCCGACGGGUGACGACAUAAAUGCCCGGUAUGAUCUAGGCCGGGAGCUUGGCAGGGGAGAAUUCGGGGUCACCUACCUAUGCACGGACAUUGAGACUGGAGAAAAAUUGGCCUGCAAGUCCAUAUCCAAAAAGAAGCUGAGGACAGCUGUAGAUAUCGAGGACGUGAGGCGGGAGGUGGAGAUCAUGACCCGCAUGCCCAACCACCCGAACAUCGUGACCCUUAAGGCAACUUACGAGGAUGCUAGUGCGGUGCAUAUAGUGAUGGAGCUGUGUGAAGGUGGGGAGUUGUUUGACCGGAUUGUGGCUAGAGGGCAUUACACGGAGAGGGCAGCUGCGUAUGUGAUGAGGACGAUUGUUGAAGUUGUUCAGAUGUGCCACGGGCAAGGAGUGAUGCAUCGUGAUCUCAAACCUGAGAACUUUCUUUUUGCAAAUAAGAAAGAAACGAGCCCCCUAAAAACAAUUGACUUUGGUUUGUCGGUCUUCUUCAAACCUGGCGAGAAGUUUAAUGAGAUUGUUGGAAGCCCUUAUUACAUGGCUCCAGAGGUUUUGAAACGAAAUUAUGGCCCAGAGGUUGACAUAUGGAGUGCUGGAGUUAUACUUUACAUUCUACUUUGUGGCGUUCCUCCCUUCUGGGCAGAAACCGAACAAGGAGUAGCACAAGCGAUUAUUCGUUCGGUGAUUGAUUUUAAGAGAGAUCCGUGGCCUAAAGUAUCAGACAGUGCAAAGGAUCUCGUUAAGAAAAUGCUCAAUCCAGAUGCCAGCCAGCGUCUCACUGCUCAGCAAGUCCUUGAGCAUCCAUGGUUACAGAAUAUAAAGAAGGCCCCUAAUGUCUCACUUGGUGAGACUGUGAAAGCAAGGCUCAAGCAAUUCUCCGUGAUGAAUAAGCUCAAAAAGAGAGCGCUAAGGGUUGUAGCCGAACACUUGGACACGACUUGCACGGAAGCCACAGCUAACAUGAUUCGGUUGCCCAAAUUUUACGGCUUCGGCAAUGCCGUUCUCUACUCUUUGAGGGACGGGAAGUUUCGUUCGGACGACGGAAGGUACUCGUGCGAAGAUGCGCUUUGCCUUACGAGAUUGGAUUUUGCCACGUAG